Molecule: messenger RNA, 949 nt
Organism: Uranotaenia lowii
Lineage: Eukaryota; Metazoa; Arthropoda; Insecta; Diptera; Culicidae
Exons: 2
Coding region: 1-840 (279 amino acids)
Source: RefSeq, a predicted model, not a curated record
AUGGUGAAAGUCUUUCACUAUCCAAUGCAUCUGCCAUCCGGGAAAAGCCUCAGUAUAAAACCAUUGUACAGUACUGCGUGUAAGUUUACUACCAUUGCGAUUGUCGAUCCUUCCACAAGAAACGAUAUGAACACGAGACGAUUGAUGAUGAUGGCGGUGAUUGGGGCGGUGCUUCUGAUCGCCCCAGCUGUGUUCGGCCAGGACGAACAGGAAGACAUCAACGUGAUGCCCAAAGAGCGCCAGCUGGCCAUCAUUGACGAAAUGAUCCGAGGCCAGCACAAGAUUCAACAGGCGCUUAGGCGAAUGCUGAAGAAGGUCGAUGGGGUAGAGAUCGUCGGAUCCGAUGAAGAUGUCAACAACGACAGUGCCGGUGGAAGUGAAGAGCAAAAUCAAUCUGGCAGUCAGGAGAAUUCGGCCGAAGAGCACGAAUGGGAACGGGAGAGGCAGCGUCGCAUCCGGGAGGCUCGGGAGCAGAUGGAGCAAAGUGUCAACAACAUUGCCGCACGUCUGAUGGAGUCGAACGGCUUGAUCGAGGGAUGCGAACAGAAGGUUGAUCACCUUAUCGAGGAACAGCACGAGCAUAGUGGCGAGGUGGAAUACAAUCUGCACUACAAUAAGCCGCAUCACCAUCAUCAUCAUCACAACCGUCACAGCUCGGAAUCGGAGAGUGAGGAGUACAAGGUCAAGCUGCAGAAGAAGAAGAAGAAGAACGCCAAGCGCCCCUCGAGGCCACACUACAGGGGAGCAAGGAUGGUUGAGGAAGAUGACGUCGAGGACAAUGACGAGACCGUAAGCAACGUUGAUGGAGAAGAAAUCGUCCAGACCCUACCCGUUGAAUAAGGCCCAGUGAUUGGUAAAAGACUUGUGAUUUAUUUAAAAAAUAUUGAAAUUGUACACUUUUGAUGACUGAAGAACUUUCAAAAUAAAGCUCAGCUCAAGAAAUACAAAA